AUGAUGUCCGAAGAGACGAUGAUCAGGAAUGUCCCGGACGAAGCACAGCACGAAUAUGAAGAGACGCUCUUGCACAAACUGAUCAACACAGCAGCUGAUGAUGUGUCCGCCUUGAGGGAUCUAGAAGAAAACUUGAAAGAAUGGAAGCCCUUGAUCAACAUUCGCUGCUCGGAUACCAAGGAGACCGCUCUUCUACUCGCCAUUUGGAAGGAGUUGGAAGGCGUGACUGCCAAGCUUCUCCAAGAAGGAGCCGACCCUGAGCUCGAGGAUGACUCCGGGUGGUUGCCUUUGCAAGCAGCCUGUGAUGUUGGCAACGAGACGAUUAUUGAAGCAUUGUUGAGCGCCGGAGCUGAUGCUGCCAAGAGAGGUCACGAUGGACAAUAUCCCCUCGAUGGAGCUGUCAGAUGGCCCCUGAAAUCCCAGUUGAUGAGACAGCUCGUUAAGCCGCAUGAACAGGUCAUCAAUAAGGUCUACAAGGAAUCUGAAUGGCCGCUGCUUAAUAGGGCUGUGUAUCAUGGCACUGAAAGUGCCAUUGACCUCCUGCUAGAAGUCGGUGCGAGCCUCAGCAUGGUGGACUUUAAAAAAUGGACACCUUUGAUGACAGCAAUUCGACGUAACUACCCCAAAACCGUGGCAAAGCUGCUCCGAAACUUGGAUAUUCAAUCAGCUAUCGAUACGCCAGGUUUGGAUGGAAUUACGCCCAUCAUGCUCAUUUGUGGUGGAACUGUGCUCGAUGACGGCGCCGGCAACUCGUUAACGGCUUCGGAUAUCAUUACAGAUCUGUUGAAGCUUGGCCCGGAUAUCAAUGCGAUCGACGUGGAAGAGAACACGGUACUGCAUCACGCGAUGAAUGCUGCAGCACCACGGGACGAGAACCUCAUCAAAUGCCUGAUUCAAUUGAUGAGACCGGAAAGAAUCCUACAAUCCAACAUUCGUGGCGAGACAGCGUUCGACUCUUGCUUCGACAAGGACGAAGACUGUCCAUUUUCUGAGAGCAGAGAUUUGAUACAAUUCCUCAUUGAACUUUUUGCUCGAGAUCAGACACUUCAGCAGGCCGAGGAGCCACUGUGUUGGACUGUGUACCGCUUGGAGAGACACACCACUGCGUUGGCGCUUUUCAGCAAGUUGAAACAGGUCGGGAAGAUACGAGGGAACUUUGAUCCCCACGGAUGCUCAUUGGUUGAAUGGGCAAUUCACGCUCGUCUCCCCCGAGUGCUGCUGACUUAUCUUAGAGCAGUAGGGUUGUACAAAAAGGGCGAUAAGGACAGCCCAGUCGGCGAGGACAGAGAACGGGGUUUGAAUUUGGUUCGAAGGUUAACAGCAGAAACUCAAGCUUCACUGCCAUGGCCGAGUGAGCCCGACCGGCAAAGACGGCAGGCGGAACAGAAAUCAUCUGACCAAAGCAGAGAUGGAGAUCCAGACCUGAAAGAUCUGAAAGACUUGGAGGAUAUCCUGGACUAUCUUUAUCCGGAAAAGGCCGAGAGAAGAGCAAGCCCAUGGGCCCUGUCGGAGCAAACUGAGCCUAUGAAGGCGACCUCCCAGCGCUUCCCCGCCGCUAUCAUUCAAAAUAACUUCUUCAAGUUCCGAAAUGUGCACGAGAUCUUGUACGACUCGGAUCAGAUGGAGAAUGUGCGACAGACCGUUGAGAGACUCCAGAAAUUCGAGUACAACCCCAAUCCGCACAAGCAAGCAUCGCCCCAUGUCUCUGGUGUCAACUUCAGAGUUGGUCCAGAUUUUACGUGGAUACAUCUACCGGCAAGCAAUAUUACAUGGAUGGAGGUGAGAGCCUCUGCCCCAGCCCGGAGUUGA
Colletotrichum chrysophilum is the source of this 1809-nucleotide messenger RNA. RefSeq lists its product as uncharacterized. Lineage: Eukaryota; Fungi; Ascomycota; Sordariomycetes; Glomerellales; Glomerellaceae. Gene Ontology annotation, molecular function: protein binding. The record is from RefSeq and is a predicted model, not a curated record. The transcript is spliced from 4 exons. The coding region runs from base 1 to 1809 and encodes 602 amino acids.